Pochonia chlamydosporia 170 is the source of this 1719-nucleotide messenger RNA. Its product is annotated as phosphopantothenoylcysteine decarboxylase protein. Gene Ontology annotation, biological process: coenzyme A biosynthetic process. The transcript has 3 exons. Gene Ontology annotation, molecular function: phosphopantothenoylcysteine decarboxylase activity; FMN binding. Gene Ontology annotation, cellular component: phosphopantothenoylcysteine decarboxylase complex. NCBI's taxonomy places the organism in Eukaryota, Fungi, Ascomycota, Sordariomycetes, Hypocreales, Clavicipitaceae. The coding region runs from base 1 to 1719 and encodes 572 amino acids. The record is from RefSeq and is a predicted model, not a curated record.
AUGUUACAAGCAUCAAGGAAUGGUCCCGACAGCCAAGCAGACAACUCUGCCGCCGGCAACGUCUCCCUUGCACGCAAAGACGGCAAAAAGCAUCUCCUCCUAGCCGUCUCCGGCUCUGUGGCCACCAUCAAAAUUGCCAACAUCAUCAACGGCCUGGCCUACCAUAGCAAUCUCUCCAUCCGCCUCAUUCUCACCGGCUCGGCUGAGCAUUUUCUCAGCGGCCAGUCCCACGAACAGCCCACGCUCGCUGAAGUACGACGUCUACCCAACGUUGAUGGCAUAUACACAGACGCCGCCGAAUGGACGAGGCCAUGGACACGGGGCGCUCCAAUCUUGCACAUUGAGCUACGCAGAUGGGCGGACCUUCUCAUGAUUGUACCCCUCAGCGCGAAUACCAUGGCCAAGAUGGUAGCAGGGAUAUGCGAUAAUUUGUUGCUCAGCGUUGUGAGGGCCUGGGAUCAUGACGGGUCCAUCGACGGCCUCAAAAAGAAGAUUGUCGUGGCGCCGGCCAUGAACACUGCCAUGUGGAGGAACCCGCUUACUGCGAAACAUGUCAAGACGUUGGAACAGGAUUGGGGCGGUGAUGAUGGCUGGGUGGAAGUAUUGACGCCCGUGUCCAAGAAUCUUGCGUGCAACGAUGUUGGUGAGGGUGCCAUGGUCGAAUGGCAAGUCAUUGUGUCGGUGAGCAUGAGUGUGGUUAUAAGAAGGAAUAAAAUAUCCAUUGAUGGUACCAGACCUGUAGUUGGACGCACGAGUGUCAAGUCGUCAAUCGUUCCCGAUGUCGUCUGGGCUCUGUGCCAACUGCAAAUUGCGACGACAACUGCUUGCCAGCUGUCUCUCUCCGGAGCAGAGCCAGACACCAGACAGCAUGCACUUGCUCUCCUGUACGGCCGACUUCUAUCAGACCAGACACCUUCACUUCACCCUCACAUUCUCCAGAGCAUAAUCUCCAACACGCCAAAUCAUCAUCCAUCAGCUUCGAUCGCCAUGUCACCAGUACACGCCGAUUCUCCUCGCGACGGAAGCUCCUCUACCGCCGCCGACAAGGCAAUUUCCACUCUCCGCGCUAGACUUUGCAGCGAAGACCCAUUCCCAGCUUUCCACGGCCCGUCUUCUGCUGAGUCGUAUCCCAACCACAAUGAUAUCUACCGCCAGCUACGGAGUGCAUUCUCUGCCACCACUGGUUCCGGAAUACCUUGCACUUCAGAUGCCGGACGAGCCAUUAUGGACAAACUAGAUGGUAGGUUGCAAACCUCAGAUGGCACAUCUCCACAAACAUACAAGUUGGCGAUGUCUAAACUCAAGAACGUCCACGACGUCAUUUCCGACCAAAUCAAUGCGUUCCACGCCGAAUCCGUAUCGACAUUAAGUGUCACUGCUGCCCUCUAUGGGAACAUUACCUAUCCUCUAUCUGCAACCCUAUGCCACUCCAAGCGAUUUCCCAAGGGAACAAUUCAGAAGCACUUGUCGUUACUACAGGAUAAGAUAUCCACCGCGGAAAAAGAACUACAAUUCCUCAACAAGGAAUGGAUUGCUUGCACUGAACAAGAAGCAGAAAUUCUGGAGGUGCCCGCCGGCAGUGAUGAUUCAAAUGUGAAAGAGAACAUGGAGGCACUAACCGGCGAGAUUGACGGGAUUGUAAGAGACAAGACUGCUGAUAUUGAGCAAAUGGACAAGGUGAGUGGUCCGACGUCGAGUCGUCUAACCAAUACUAAUUAG